Molecule: messenger RNA, 753 nt
Organism: Opisthorchis viverrini
Lineage: Eukaryota; Metazoa; Platyhelminthes; Trematoda; Opisthorchiida; Opisthorchiidae
Exons: 3
Coding region: 1-753 (250 amino acids)
Biological process (GO): L-methionine cycle
Cellular component (GO): cytosol
Molecular function (GO): adenosylhomocysteinase activity
Source: RefSeq, a predicted model, not a curated record
AUGCCGGGACUGAUGUUGCUGCGCAAAAAGUAUGGUUCGAGCAAACCGUUGAAAGGAGCACGGAUCGCUGGGUGCCUACACAUGACAGUGCAAACUGCCGUACUUAUUGAAACGCUUUUGGAACUUGGAGCAUCAGUUCAGUGGUCUUCGUCCAAUAUCUUCAGUACGCAAGAUAAUGCCGCUGCCGCAAUGGCGAAAGCUGGCGUUGCAGUUUAUGCUUGGAAAGGAGAAACCGAUGAGGAGUAUGUUUGGUGCAUAGAACAGACUUUGUUCUUCCCCGAUGGCAAACCCUUGAACCUCAUUCUGGAUGAUGGUGGUGACCUCACGAACUUGGUGCAUGAUAAAUAUCCGGAGCUGUUGGAGGGUAUCAAAGGCAUAUCCGAGGAGACUACUACUGGUAUCCAUAACCUAUACAGAAUGUUUCGCAAAAACGAACUGAAAUGUCCUGCCAUUAAUGUCAAUGAUUCGGUGACCAAGCAGAGCAAAUUCGAUAACCUAUACGGCUGUCGCGAGUCUCUCGUUGAUGGAAUCAAACGCGCUACCGAUGUUAUGUUGGCGGGAAAGGUUGCCUUUGUGGCCGGCUUUGGGGACGUGGGGAAGGGCUGCUGCCAGUCUCUGCGUUCCUACGGCGCGCGAGUUUUGGUUGCCGAAAUCGACCCGAUAAACGCACUUCAGGUAUGUUGUCCUUCCCAGGUUGCGUGUGCAAAGUUUGUCCUCAUCGCACCUUUUGCCAGUUAUGCGAGAUGCGUGUAA